Molecule: messenger RNA, 6392 nt
Organism: Balaenoptera musculus (blue whale)
Lineage: Eukaryota; Metazoa; Chordata; Mammalia; Artiodactyla; Balaenopteridae
Gene: EDEM3
Product: ER degradation enhancing alpha-mannosidase like protein 3
Exons: 21
Coding region: 206-3058 (950 amino acids)
Biological process (GO): endoplasmic reticulum mannose trimming; mannose trimming involved in glycoprotein ERAD pathway; carbohydrate metabolic process
Cellular component (GO): membrane; endoplasmic reticulum
Molecular function (GO): mannosyl-oligosaccharide 1,2-alpha-mannosidase activity; calcium ion binding
Source: RefSeq, a predicted model, not a curated record
CCGGGCUUCUGAGAGCGGAGGGCGGUGGCAGCGCUGGCGCUAGGGACCGGCUCGGUGGCUUCGGGAAGCAGUUCGGCGACGGCGGCCGCUCGCGUUCCUCCGCAUCCCGGCCUCGGCACGGCUCGCAGCCCCUUUGCCACCGGCGUCCGGCAAUGUGUCCCACCGGCCAGGCGUAGCAGCUGCGCGUGCGCGGAACCACGGGGCCAUGAGCGAAGCCGGCGGCGGCCGGGGGUUUGGGUCCUCGGUCCCCCAGCGAGCGCCAUGGAGCCUGGUGGCGGCGACGGCCGCGUUCUGCCUGGUGUCGGCCACGUCCGUGUGGACGGCGGGGGCCUCGCCUAUGAGUAGGGAGGAGAAACAGAAGCUUGGGAAUCAAGUACUGGAAAUGUUUGAUCAUGCUUAUGGUAACUACAUGGAACAUGCGUACCCAGCUGAUGAACUCAUGCCUUUGACCUGCAGAGGUCGAGUUAGAGGCCAAGAGCCAAGUCGGGGUGAUGUUGAUGAUGCCUUGGGAAAAUUUUCCCUGACACUGAUUGAUUCUUUGGACACUCUUGUGGUAUUAAAUAAAACUAAAGAAUUUGAAGAUGCGGUGAGAAAAGUUUUAAGAGAUGUUAAUUUAGAUAAUGAUGUAGUUGUAUCAGUCUUUGAGACAAACAUCAGAGUUCUUGGGGGUCUUUUGGGUGGACACUCAUUGGCCAUCAUGCUGAAAGAAAAAGGCGAGUACAUGCAGUGGUACAGUGAUGAACUUCUCCAAAUGGCAAAGCAAUUGGGUUACAAACUUUUACCAGCUUUCAAUACUACCAGUGGCCUUCCUUAUCCAAGAAUUAAUUUAAAGUUUGGUAUCAGAAAACCGGAAGCUCGGACAGGAACUGAAACAGAUACCUGUACAGCUUGUGCAGGUACCUUGAUCCUUGAGUUUGCUGCUUUAAGUCGAUUCACAGGAGCAACGAUAUUUGAGGAAUAUGCAAGAAAAGCUCUUGAUUUUCUCUGGGAGAAAAGACAGCGAAGUAGUAAUUUAGUGGGCGUGACUAUAAAUAUUCAUACUGGAGAUUGGGUACGAAAAGAUAGUGGAGUUGGAGCAGGGAUUGAUUCAUAUUAUGAAUAUCUGUUGAAAGCCUAUGUCUUGCUUGGAGAUGACAGCUUUCUGGAAAGAUUUAAUACACACUAUGAUGCCAUAAUGAGGUACAUAAGCCAGCCACCUCUUCUACUUGAUGUGCAUAUCCACAAGCCAAUGCUGAAUGCUCGGACUUGGAUGGAUGCUUUGCUUGCCUUUUUUCCAGGUUUGCAGGUCUUAAAGGGGGAUAUUAGACCUGCUAUUGAAACUCAUGAAAUGUUAUAUCAGGUGAUUAAAAAACACAAUUUUCUACCAGAGGCAUUUACCACAGAUUUCAGGGUGCAUUGGGCUCAACAUCCUUUAAGGCCAGAAUUUGCAGAAAGUACCUACUUCUUGUAUAAAGCUACAGGAGAUCCUUACUACCUUGAAGUAGGGAAAACACUUAUUGAAAAUUUAAAUAAAUAUGCUAGAGUGCCUUGCGGAUUUGCUGCCAUGAAGGAUGUUCGUACUGGAAGUCAUGAGGACAGAAUGGAUUCCUUCUUCUUGGCCGAAAUGUUUAAAUAUCUUUACCUGUUAUUUGCGGAUAAAGAAGACGUUAUUUUUGACAUAGAAGAUUACAUUUUUACAACAGAAGCUCAUCUGUUACCUCUUUGGCUCUCUACUACAAAUCAAAGACUCUCUAAGAAGAACACAACUUCAGAAUAUACGGAACUGGAUGACAGUAAUUUUGAUUGGACUUGUCCAAACACUCAGAUUCUCUUCCCUAAUGACCCACUGUAUGCUCAGAGCAUUCGUGAACCCUUGAAAAAUGUGGUGGACAAGAGCUGUCCCCGAGGCAUCAUCAGAGUCAGAGAGGAGAGUUUCAGGAGUGGAGCUAAACCCCCUCUGAGAGCCAGAGAUUUCAUGGCCACUAACCCUGAGCAUUUAGAAAUCUUGAAGAAGAUGGGGGUGAGUUUGAUUCACCUCAAAGAUGGAAGAGUCCAGUUGGUUCAACAUGCAAUCCAAGCUGCUAGUCCAAUUGACGCAGAAGAUGGGUUGAGGUUUAUGCAGGAGAUGAUUGAAUUGUCAAGUCAACAACAAAAAGAACAGCAGCUACCUCCACGAGCUGUACAAAUUGUUUCUCACCCAUUUUUCGGCCGGGUAGUAUUAACUGCUGGUCCAGCUCAGUUUGGGCUAGAUCUGUCUAAACAUAAAGAGACAAGAGGAUUUGUUGCAAGCAGUAAACCGUACAAUGGUUGUUCAGAGCUUACUAACCCUGAGGCAGUGAUGGGAAAGAUUGCUUUGAUACAAAGAGGACAGUGCAUGUUUGCAGAAAAGGCACGCAACAUCCAGAAUGCUGGAGCCAUUGGUGGCAUUGUUAUUGACGACAAUGAGGGGAGCAGCAGUGAUACUGCCCCUCUGUUCCAGAUGGCAGGUGAUGGAAAGGACACAGAUGACAUCACGAUCCCCAUGCUGUUCUUAUUCAGUAAAGAAGGAAGUAUCAUAUUGGAUGCCAUCCGGGAAUAUGAGGAGGUAGAGGUGCUCCUUUCUGACAAAGCAAAAGAUCGAGCAGCAAUAUUAAAAGGUAAAAUGAUUCCGAGCUACAUUAUUAAUAGUAAUCCUGAGAUGGAAAAUGAAGAACAACCAUCCUCUGAAAAUGAUUCUCAGAAUCAGAGUGCUGAACAGAUUGCAUCAAGUUCUCAGGAGGUUGAUUUGGUUGAUCAGGAGUCUCCUGAGGAAAGUUCUCUAAACUCUCACCCAGAAUCUUUGUCUCCAGCAGAUACAGACAAUGCUGCAAGCAUUUCUCCUUCUGAACAGAAUUCUAAUCCCACGGAAAACCAUGAGACUACAAGUCUUGAUGGUGAAUGUACAGAUUUAGAUAACCAACUUCAAGAACAAUCAGAAACUGAGGAGGAUUCCAAUCCUAAUGUUAGCUGGGGUAAAAAGGUCCAACCUAUAGACUCCAUAUUAGCAGACUGGAAUGAAGAUAUAGAAGCAUUUGAAAUGAUGGAGAAGGAUGAGCUCUGACUCACUAAAGUCUACCUGGUGGUAGGUAUUUCAAAAGAAAAGGUAAACUGUGGAUAAUAGAUACCCUGAUACUAAGCAGGCUCUCUCAUGGGAGGCUCUAAGUAUGGUGAUGAACAACCACGUUCUGACUGGGAGAGUUAGUUAUCAUAGGAAUCUGGAACAUGCUGUGUUAGAACUGACCUUGUUUAUAACUGUCCCAUCAAAAAUGCAAACUCACAGUUUCCCCCUCAGGUGACAGCAUUGCACCACCCUGCUGCAUCUCAGGCCAGGAAAAGAUUAUUGGGCAUUUCUAGGAACCAGAUUUCUGCACUCUCUAGACGGUAGAUAAGAAACAAAUGCAGUUAACUGUGAGGUGGGGAAUACGAAUUUGUACAGCUUUCUAAUUGAAGGAAGCUCUCGGUUUUCUUGGUUUUGGGGUUAGAGGCCCUUUGGGGAAAACACAUAGGAGUAUUUUGGGCAUUCUGGUUAUGCUGCCUUCACAGAAACACUCAAAAGUGACCUAAGUGGUUAUGAAGCAAAUACAUUUAUGGUGAAAACAGUCUUUGCUCAUCAUUUUCACUUGCUUCAUUGUGUAACAUGAUCAAGAUGACUUGAUUUUUUUUCCCCCUCUUUAACAGUGUCCUUUUCAUUUAAACCAAAGGUGAAGCCAGUGUACUUUCUCAGUGAGUUCUCUGCAUAAAGACUAAUCAUUGGGACCAGGUAAAAAGGUCAUAUAUCGUGGAAAUUGGUUACUUAAUACUUUUGAAAAAUGGAGCAAGGGAGAAACUAUAAUGUUGCAAUAUGAACUUGCCAUUGGGCCUUCCGUAAGGAAAGCUGUGACUACUCUGAAAUGGAACUUAAAGUUAUAUCUUUGUAGGGUAAAUUAUAAAUCUUUUCCAGUUCAUUUCGUUGGAGGUGAUUACCUCUAGCCAUCAGCCUUACUCCAUCCCAUGUUUAGAAUGCAUUUUGAGCCACAAGGCCUGUGUUGCCAAUAGCUGAAUACAUUUUGUUCCAUUUUUCUAUCUUAGGGAGCCAUGAUAAAACUGUGGUAGUGAUCUAAAAAUUCUGGAGUAACUACUAUUUUUCCUCCUUUGAAACUAGUUUCUAAAGUUGCACCUAAGGAGUCUGUCACAUUUUCUGUUGAAUCAUGGUUUUUAAGUUUGCUUUUUUUUUAAACAAAUAUUCCUUCUGAUAUGGACUUGAAAAUUAGUCUAUGGUAACCUGUGUAAAAAACACAGUAGCAACUAACAUAUAGCCAUAUAGCUUACUGAGAAUUUUUUCCCCUUUGUGUGAGUGUGUGUGUGUGUGUGUGUGUGUGUGUGUGUGUGUGUGGCAGUCUGCUGCUGGCCACAUUUAAGUUUUAAAAACUUUGUUGUUGAUAUCUGUAGACAACCCUGUAAUUGAAAUCAUGGCUUUACUCAUUUUAUUUAUUUUUUUAAACUUACCUGACUCAGUUCUAAAGGAAUAUUUGAGACUUAAUUUCUUUUUUCUGUACCAUGACAUUACAUAACAACCCUUUUUCUUAAAACACAGUUUUUGAGGUACUGAUGAACUUAAACUGUAUAUGGAGCUGUUAAAAGAACAGCAGUGCUGUAUUGUAGUUAUGUAUAUUCAUGUACAGUAUGUCUUAGAUCCCAGGUAAACUGUUAUUUUAUAAGGGGAGAAAUAGCUGCUUUCAAAAAUUCCAGCUAAACUUAAUUGGGUCAGUGAGUAAUAAAUCUAAUAGAGAAUUCACUUUGAGGGGGGAAAAAAGAGUAGUAUACAAGACCUUUAUUGGCCCUUAAUUAAACCUGACACCAAAAUGGAUAUUUUUUAGUCUCUCUGCAUGUGAAAUUUGGUGUAAGAAGAUAGAACUAUAAUACAUAUAGUAUACAGAAGGAUAGACAUAGUGCUUUGUUCAUCUUAGUUGCAAAGCUGCCAAAAUAGCUGAAGCUUAAUUACUUGACUUGCCUUGAUUUAUAGGACUGGGGCUUGGAGAAAAGGAGCAGAUGUUCCUUUAAGACUUGGAUUACAGAAGCCUUAUAUACAUUGAUUUGAUUUUUUUUGUAUCUCAGAGCCAUUGUUGUCUAAAUCUAAAUUGUCUAAGUUAUCAAAGCAACAUAAUUUUAUUUCCAGCAGAGAUCUUGUGGCAUACAAGGAAAAGCCAGCUUACUGCCACUUACCCUUUCUUUGGCCAUUAGGGGGAGUUGUUGCCAUUCAUUGUGGUUUAGCAGCAAAUUGCUGGCUUGUUUAGAAAAAUGAAUCCUUAAAAAAAAAGAAACAAAAGGAAAAAAAUUUAACAAAUUAUACUUAAUACCCAGAAGGAAUUAUACAUGAUUUUUCCCUAGCUAGGAAAAGAAGGUAUAGUGUUCAGCUUCAAAACUCCAACAUUGUCAUUGACUCUCCAUUCUUAAUUGACAUACUGCCACAAAGUUGUUUUUUAUUUAAUUAAAAAAUUUCAACAUCAUUAGGCAUUUUUUAAAAUGUUUUGUUUUAAAAUCUUUAUAGCAUUUUAUUUACUUCCUAAAGAUUCAGGGGAUUCUAUGUAACCCUGAAUUUUAGAAACAUCUGGUCUACCUCAGUUAGAUGUUGACUGCAUAGAGAUAGAGCUGAAGUGAUCACCACAGCCAUAAAAUUGAUUGACUAAGAAGGAUUUAUACAAUGUUUACAAACCUGGAAUCAAGUAAGGAUUUUAUCUGAAAGUUAAAAGUUAGAUAUUAGAGAAAGUAUUUAAUUCAGGUAUUUUCAAGUUUUAAAACUUCACUUGUUUACCUACUAAAAAUAGUUAUAGUUUUUUCUGCUUAGGAAGGUCCAUUAAAAUGAUAUAACCUAAUUUGCAGUGCUUUUCCCAUAAAGUUUUAGAUGUGAAAGAAUUGUAAUUUACCAGAUAUGUUUGGGAUGGGAUAUUUUGUUGGGUAGGUUUUCUUUUUUCUUUUUAACUUUUAAUAGGCUUCCAACAAGAAUACAAUUGUUUCAGAACAAUUUUUUUUUAACAUUAUACUUUUCCCUUUUUCUUCACAGUGUUUGUUAGAGGGUAAAAUAAAAAAUUGUGCACUCUGUGAUUUUAACUUCUCUAAUAUGCUCUCUUGAGAUUUUAUUAAUUUAAAUUACCAUCAUCUCACAGCCCUUAUAACAGUAAAACCAGCAUUUGUUCCCUCACCAAACUCCAUGCCAAAUUCAUCAUAAAGAAAGCUCAGCGUCAGUAAUUCAAAUAGUGCUUAUAAUUGUAGAGGCGGGGGUGGGGGCAUUUAAUAAAUAUUCCAACCGGUCGUUUUAUGCACAAGGCUUCAGUCAGAACAUAGAAAAAAAAAAAAAACAUUCUGUGAAUGAAAUAUUGUAUGUUCAGAUUUUAUAAAAGACAUUUUUAAAAGCCCAA